This is a messenger RNA of Aspergillus steynii IBT 23096, 1735 nucleotides long. Its product is annotated as nucleoporin FG repeat-containing protein. Gene Ontology annotation, molecular function: structural constituent of nuclear pore. The record is from RefSeq and is a predicted model, not a curated record. The transcript is spliced from 3 exons. Gene Ontology annotation, cellular component: nuclear pore. Gene Ontology annotation, biological process: nucleocytoplasmic transport. Bases 157 to 1560 code for a protein of 467 amino acids. NCBI's taxonomy places the organism in Eukaryota, Fungi, Ascomycota, Eurotiomycetes, Eurotiales, Aspergillaceae.
GGCCUGAAGACAGCUGCGGUCAGCCUUUUGGUUCCUUUACGGUAGCUUCGGCCAGUCGCCUUCGUGUGGACGGUUCAUCCAAUCCUUGCGACUCUCCCACUCUUCUUUGUUUCCCUCCUCGCCCCUAGAUUCGAACGCCGCAUUCCACCACUCACAAUGUUUUCCGCAAAACCUGCCGGCGGCUUGUCCAUCAACACCAAUUCCGCCAAUUCGCUCUUUGGUGGUGCCAAUAAUGCCCAAACUUCCUCGUCCACAACAACGCCCGGGUCGACAACCACCUCCGGUCUCUUUGGGAAUCUAGGAGGCUCAACGGCGCAAUCGAAACCCGCAGGCGGUCUAUUUGGGAACACUCUGGGCGGUGGAAACACGCAGCAAACGCAGUCUGGAUCCAGCUUGUUCGGAGGCCUAGGCGGGCAGCAACAGCAGAACCAGCAGAACAACACGACUGGCGGGGGUCUGUUUGGAAAUACGACGCCAGCUGCCUCGCAACCACAAACCAACAGUCUUUUCGGAGGCACCGCGGGUGCGAACAAUACUAUGCAGAACCAGACCAAACCAGCUUUCGGUCUCGGGGGCGCUUCGACCACUGGCGGUGGGCUGCUAGGCGGUUCCACUUUGAAUAACACUCAGCAGCAGCAACAGCAGCAGCAGCCCCAGAAGCCCACGCUAUCGCUUUUCGGAAACCAAAACCAACCUGCGGCUCAGCAAGUGCCGCCCCCUUCGACGCUGUCAAACACCGUGGUCCCCGGAGUCAUAGUGGAUAUCAGCAACCUUUUACCGACUACGAAAUUUGAGAGCUGCACCGGCGACAUCAAGGCCGAGCUGGAACGCUUCGACAAUGCCGUUCUUGCGCAGAUCCAGAUGUGCAAUGAGAUUGCCAAUAUGAUCCCCAGCAUUGCGGCACAGGGCGAGACCAUCCCCAACGACGUGGAGUUUGUGCAGGGAAAAUUGGAGACGAUGCAGCACGCUCUCGAGAACGAUGCAGGCGACAUCGACCAGUUGCGCGGGCUCGUGGCGCGGGAUGCGGCGGAGGCCCAGGUUGCUUUCCGUGCGAUUGACACGCUGAAAUUACCCCUGCAGUUCCAGUCCGCCGGAGGUCCCGGCUGGUGGUCCGUUCAAGACCAGAAGAUGUCCGACCGCCAGUCGCUGCGGUCCAGCCGGAAAAACACCUUGGCCCUGCCCGACGAUGUCGAAGCCGAUCCGUCCACGGCCACCGCUAUCAACGGCGUUCCUGUCAACCUGGUGGACUACUUCUCUCAGCGAUCCGACGACAUGGGCGGCGUUCUUGAUCAAUACACCCACAACCUGAAAGACAUCGAAGACCACCUUCAUGGCGUGGAAUCGACUCUUGAGCGACAGAUCCACGAGUUCUUGACAUCGCGAAGCCGGGACGGUUCCUCGGCCGGAGCGCCCAAGACGGUCCUCAGCGACUUGACGGCUGUCCUUGGCGAUGUGGAAGCCGGCAUUCUGGGAGUGGCCAGUCGUCUUGGCCAAGUGACCGAGCAAGCCCAAGAGGUCGUGCUGGGGCCACCCUCAGUUGAUGGGAGACUCGGACUGUGAGAUGGACAAAAUUGCCGCAUGAUUUCCUAGAUUUUCUGUACAUUAUGACUAUUCUUUUCCCCCGGGUACACAUGGCACCGUGGGAAUGGACGGUUGAUGUGAUUAAGCAUGAUUGAGGUCCGGCGUUCUGCGUGUUUAGAUUAGCCAGAUUAACUUGCGAUUGUCUAUUUCUUCC